This is a messenger RNA of Micropterus salmoides (largemouth bass), 3028 nucleotides long. RefSeq names its product D-2-hydroxyglutarate dehydrogenase (gene d2hgdh). The record is from RefSeq and is a predicted model, not a curated record. Gene Ontology annotation, cellular component: mitochondrion. Gene Ontology annotation, molecular function: FAD binding; catalytic activity. Lineage: Eukaryota; Metazoa; Chordata; Actinopteri; Centrarchiformes; Centrarchidae. The transcript is spliced from 11 exons. The coding region runs from base 258 to 1874 and encodes 538 amino acids.
AAGGCUCACACCUAUUGGUUCAAUCUGAAAGAAGGCUUCUGAUUGGUUCAUUCUCAUCUCCAUGACCUUUCAUCCCCGUCAACCUCAGCAGCUAGUUGUAAACACUGAAUGCGUGACAUGUUUAGGUAGCUUAACUGCCCUUGUACUUUACUGACAUAUCUCGCACUGACACAUGAUACGAAGAAAGACACACGGACCGAAAGAUGCGUGUUGUUAAGUGAGCGUAUGCAUGUCUUGCCGCCUCUUAAUCUCCAGUCAUGGCGAGGAUUUUCUACACACAAAGGCUGUGGACAGCUCUCAGACAUCUGAGCCCACAUAUCACCUUCUCAUCUACAGCCACAGCCAGACUUUCACCUGUGAACCUCUGCAGUCCAUUUCUUCCCACCACCUCAUGGCAGUUAGAAGUUUGCUGUCGAAAGCUGCACACUGGGGCGGACAGGCCCGAGCCAUGCCCUGCUGCAGCCCCAGACAGGCUGCCUUUCUCUAGAAUAACUCCGGAAGAUUUGGCCACCUUCAGGAAGAUCCUGCCAGGCAGAACCAUCACUGACCCAGACCUGCUGGAGUCAAGUAAUGUGGAUUGGCUCAAGUCAGUGAGAGGUUCCAGUGAAGUGUUGCUGAGACCUCAGACAACAGAGGAGGUUUCUCAAAUUCUCAAGUAUUGUAACAAUCGUAAUCUGGCGGUGAACCCUCAAGGAGGUAACACUGGGCUGGUUGGGGGCAGCGUCCCAGUUUAUGAUGAAAUCAUCCUCUCCACUGCCCUCAUGAACAACAUCCUUACCUUUGAUGGUAUCGCCGGCAUUCUGACCUGUCAGGCAGGUUGUGUCUUGGAGAACUUGUCCCUUUACCUGGAGGAGAGAGACUACAUCAUGCCACUCGAUCUCGGGGCAAAAGGCAGUUGCCAAAUUGGGGGAAACGUGGCAACUAAUGCAGGUGGACUCCGGCUGCUGAGAUACGGCUCCCUACACGGGACUGUGCUGGGGCUGGAAGUGGUGUUGGCAGAUGGGCAGGUCCUGGACUGCUUGGCCACACUGAGGAAAGAUAACACAGGAUAUGACCUCAAACAGCUCUUCAUAGGGUCAGAGGGCACACUGGGCGUUAUCACCGCAGUGUCUAUCCUUUGUCCACGCAAACCCAAAUCUGUUAAUGUGGUUUUUCUGGGCUGUGAGACCUUUGAGAAGCUGCUGAAGACGUUUCAGCUUUGCAGAGGCAUGCUAGGAGAAAUUCUGUCAGCCUAUGAAUUUCUGGAUAGUGAAUGUAUGCGGCUGCUGAAUACACACCUCAAACUACCCAAUCCCAUCUCUGAUUGUCCUUUUUACGUCGUCAUAGAAACAUCUGGAUCUGACCCAACACAUGAUGGGGAGAAACUCAACAAUUUCUUUGAGGAGGCAAUGACAUCGUCAUUGGUUACUGACGGGACUGUUGCAACUGAAGAAUCAAAAAUCAAGGCUCUUUGGUCAAUGCGUGAACGCGUCACAGAGGCGCUGACUCACGAUGGCUUCACUUAUAAGUAUGACAUCUCGCUUCCGGUGGAGCGGAUCUACCAGCUGGUGACUGACAUAAGAGAGCACCUGGGGGACCGGGCCAAGAGCGUGGUGGGAUACGGACACGUAGGAGAUGGAAACCUCCACUUGAACAUCACUUCUCCUGCCAAAGACCCCUCUCUCCUCGCCGCUAUUGAGCCCUUUGUCUACGAGUGGACGGCCAGCUGCCACGGCAGCAUCAGCGCUGAGCACGGACUGGGCCUGAAGAAGAGGAACUACAUCUACUACAGUAAACCAGUCCAGGCUGUGGCUCUGAUGGGUACUAUCAAGGCCAUGCUGGACCCCAAGGGCAUUCUCAAUCCAUACAAGACUUUACCAGAUAACCUGAAAUGACACGCUGUGGGCACCAGCCCAAAGGCCCAGAUGUCCACUCUCUUGUAGGCAUCAAAGCAGUCUGUCUGAAUGGUCUCGUCCAGCACUUCAGGUGCCAUGUACCGCUUGGUGCCAACCUUCGGAUUGUUGCCCACAUCCAGCUGAUUGUCUGCCUGGGAGUGGGUCACCGCCAGCCCUGUAGCAUGCAGAAAUAUACAGUGUUAUAGUGGGAAAGGCGGCCAAUAAAAGAAGAGACGACUGCAACUCAAUGUAGAAAAUGCUGGUUUCCAAACAAAAUGCUCAGAAGAAAGAUGCCGUCAAUGUAGGGCUGAUAAUUAUUCCAAUAUAAUUUUCCUCAGUAACAAUAUUACAAAUGUUCAAUAAAUUUUUGAUUUAAUUUAUUUGAAUCACGAUUGAAUUAGCACUUAAUUAUUCUAUUAAGAUAUUUAUUGUUUUGAGGAAAUCGGGACUGAAAAAAGAAUUGUUUUGACCGUUCUAUCUCAGAUUUGUUAAGUGAUCCGCUGUUUGGCAUGAAGUGUUUGUCAUGUUUUCACCUUAAAGAAUUGUUUAAAACCACAAUUAACCAUCUGGUUUCUUCAACUUUUCACUCCGGAGUAAAAAUAAUUUGUUACAUAAUCAUAAUGUAUUUUGAUGAGAAGAAUGUUUUCUUACAAUUAAGACUCCACAAAAUAUCUGACAAAUUCUACAAAUUCUGAAAAAUGCUUAUGUGAUUUUAUUUUGAUGUUUGAUUUACUACUGAUUGGUAAUGCUGUUACCAAUAGUUUAAUAAUAGUAUAAGAUGAAAUUAAAAUAAUGGAUAACUGACUGACCCAGGUCUGCAAUGCAGCAGGACAGCUCCUUUGUGACAAGGAUGUUUUUGCUCUUCAAGUCCCGGUGUGCGAUGGCCGGUUUCCCCUCUGUGCCAAAUAUCUCUGUGUGCAGGUGCACCAGGCCACAAGCUAUUGACGCUGCCAUUGCCAAGCCCUCUGACGUCUCCACGGCAACUCUCUGCAAAUAGUCAUAAAGCGAACCAUUCUCAUGGUAAUGGGUGAUGAGCCACAGCUGGGUGCUGGAGUUGCGAGAGGUCAUGUCAGACGCCAUGAAGCCUGGGAGGAGAGACAGGGGAGGCGGCAGACAGAAGAACAACACAUAUGAGAAUAAAACGUAAAGGUUUA